GAAGCCUUGUCUGGAAUUUUUCCGCUCUUUGGGAGAGAAUGGACACAUCUUCAUCUUGACUUUUAGCAUUGAACGCUUUAUCUCUAGUGGUCUGAUUCUUAUUUUCCGAUUUGAAAUGUCUAAAUGGAUCUUUCGUGAUUCUGAUUAGUACUUUUGGGAAUUACACACUCCUGUGCCUGUUUAUGUGUGAUGUGGUCAGGGAGUCAGCUGCCGUUGGUGAUGCCCGCUGUGUGCCCUCAUAUAGGGGGUAAGGAAUGGUGCUUUCAGGAUGUGGUAGGGGUGGACUGCAGCUCACCAGAACCUCGCUGUAUCUGGGUGGCUGUGUUACAUGGGGAUACACCACAAAUAAACGUUUCGAACCUCCAAACUGACACUUCUGAAAUCACAAACAGCCCUAGUUGCGGGAAAGUCCUCCCGUUAACCUCACAGACCUGCAGGGCAAAGGGGCGGAGAGAUGGGAUCUCUUCAUCCAGUGAGAACCCUCGUCCAGUGGUCAGAGGCAGGACUGACGGGUUGGGCGUGUCCUGGCAGGGCCCGCGUACACUGGUGCUCCACAAGAACUCUCAGGGCUUUGGUUUCACGCUACGCCAUUUCAUCGUUUACCCGCCAGAGUCAGCCCUGCACACCAGUCUCAAAGAUGAGGAGAAUGGGAAUGAAAAAGGGUUGCAUCGGAGUUGCCUGGAGCCCAUGGACACCAUCUUCGUUAAGAAUGUGAGGGAGAAAGGCCCCGCCCACCAGGCUGGUUUGUGUACAGGAGAUAGGCUGGUUAAAGUUAAUGGAGAGAGUGUGCUGGGUAAGACGUACUCGCAGGUCAUUGCACUGAUUCAGAACAGUGACAGUGUACUGGAACUCUCAAUAAUGCCAAAGGAUGAGGACGUGCUGCAGCUGGCAUACUCCCAUGAUGCCUACCUUAGAGGGAACAAUCCAUACACAGGAAAGGCCUAUAAUCUUCCACCACCGCCUCCUCUCCUCUACUCCCCACGUACAAAAUCACAGUCUCCUGUAGGGUACUCCCCCUGCCCAGCCUCCUCACACAUGGGCCAAAACCAGCUGGACAACUGGAGCUGCUGGCCCGGCUCCUUCUCUGGUCCCUCUCCACAACUUGACAACCGGACAGUCGCUUCCAGCCCUGUCUGGGCAAGCGAGGGAAGGAACUGUGAACCAGGGGGUGUUUGUCACAGUAACCCUGCACACCGAACUGAAGAGAUCCAGUAUGGAAUGACUGACAGGGAAAAACAGCCAACCGGACAAACUAGAGGACAUUCCUUCUCAUCCUCUUCCUCCUCAGGAGGGAUGAUGAGCCCAAUGCAUCAUGCACAUUUGCCCAACCAAAAUGUGGGUACUGCCAUGGGCCACGCUGGAGGACACAAGUGGAGCCCACCGUGGGCUAGCCUUUCUCAGCCAACAUCAAUACCCCCUUCCAGCCGCAGCGAACACACCCAACAAGCCCUUUCCAACUGGUAUUACAGCCAAGUUCCAGGUCAUGAGCGAGAGCGGGAGCGAUCUAAUUGUCACACCAUGCACCCACAGCACAGGAGUUUCUCACAGGAUCGUCUAGGUGAGCUAGGGAGGGCCAGACGUUCCCAACAAAAAGACUUCCCCCACAGCAUGUCACAAGACACAUUGUUGCUUUUGCAGCAGCAGAGCACUGCAGCACAUACUGCAGAACCCCACUGGAGCCAUGGAGACGGGCGGGCUGAGCAUGCAUAUGGACAGCACCCACCUGUAAUGGCCUAUGAGCGCAAAUCCUCUGAAGACCUCCUUGAAAGCCAGUACUGCCACUCAGGAUGUUCACUGGAAACUGUAGACCGAGCUGUGGGGAUACUCUCACCACGACUGGAUAGAUCUGCAAGGGUCCAGCAUCCGCCAAACAGGACUGAAGGCUAUCCGAGGCAUGCCGGACCUUUCGGUGCUACGCAAGUCCAGCACAUAGAAUUACCCUACCAAAGUCAACACCACACACCCCAACACCAUCAACAGACACCUCAAAACCUCAAACAUACAACAAAACGCAUGCACCAACAUGCAUCUCAGACAUCACAACAUCAACAGGAAGCUCCACAGACAAGACAUUUGCCCUCUUGCCAGAGUAUGGAUGAAAAGCCGAUUGGCUACCGUAGCUACAGCCCCUCUUUUAAUCGCAAGACUGGCCGCAUCCUGCAGCAAGCCCAGUCAUUUAGAGACCCCUCUUAUACAGGUCCACACCUCAGCUGGACCUCUACACUCAAGAUCAGUCCUCCAGAAGGGCUUCCCCCCUCGGGGACUACUCCCUCCCCGGCCCCACCAACCACCUCCAAUACAACUGCCAUUCCCACACCCCCUGAAGAACAAGACAGAGCUUAUCAACCCACUAAUCAUGAUAGAGUGGCCGGGGGAGCCACAGAUGAAGUCCUCUCUCAGACACAGGAAGUUGUUCUUAGGCAAAAGCCACCCACAGGCCGCAGGGGUGUGAACACGCUCCGGCAUCCACAUUACGCCAUAGCCCUUGACUCCAGUGACCCUCUUCUCUUUACCUAUGACCCUACUGACCCCCCUGCCAAAGCUGAUUGUGCUGUUUCACAUCACCACACGAAUGGUAACCUACCACCACUGACCAUAGACAAUGACUCUCUUGCUUCAAUUCCAUUCAUUGAUGAACCGACCAGUCCAAGUGCAGAUUUGCGGGCGUGUCAUAUCCCCGCCUCCUCCGUUGUGUCCAGUGGUAGUCUUAAGUCCGCCCCUGCAGUGGCCACAAGCCCCGCCUCCCCAACCUUCACCUUUCCCUUCAGACUCCUUUUCUCCCUCGACUGCAAUGAUGCCAAGUCUAAUCGUCGUUCCUCUUAUCUGUUGGCCAUCACCACUGAACGCUCCAAGUCAUGCGAUGAGGGUCUUAAUGCAUAUAGAGAAGAGGGGCGAGUCUUCUCGAAGCUUCCAAAAAGAGUCAAGAGUUUCUUUACUGAAGGGUCUCUGGACAGUCUGGGUGCAGCUGAGGAGGCUCGCACUAAACGACACUCUACCUCUGAGCUGGGUAGCAUCAGCUAUAGUGACGUGAAAAGAGAAGGCUGGCUCCACUUUAAACAGAUCCACACGGUGAAGGGCAAGAAGGUGGGUAGUGCCAUCUGGCCUUGGAGAAGAGUCUUCUCAGUGCUUCAGUCCCAUUCACUCUUCCUUUACAAAGACAAGCGAGAGGCAGUGCUCAAAGGGGCAGUGCUGGGAGGUGGGGCUGAGGACGAGCAGCCAAUCAGUAUCCGGGGUUGCCUUGUGGACAUAGCGUACAGCGAAACGAAGCGCAAGAAUGCACUGAGGUUGACCACACAGGACUUCUGUGAAUACCUGCUGCAGGCUGAGGACAGAGAGGACAUGCUUGAGUGGAUCAGAGUCAUCGGAGAGAACAGCAAGACUGACAACGAGGAAUUGGGUUUUUCACGACAGGCUCUCAUCAGUAAGAAGCUUAAUGACUACAGGAAGCAAAGUCCAACGGGUAAUAAGCUAGACUCCUCACCCAGGGUGCCUCGAAUGACAUUUCUGAUUAGUAAACAAGACAACAGCUGUGCACCUCCACAUUCACCAAAACACGAGGCCAAAGAUGAGAGUAGCCCCCCUAAAUCUCCAUGGGGCAUAAACAUAAUGAAGAAGGCCAAGAAGACAAGUCCUAAAGCUUUUGGGGUACGGCUAGAAGACUGCCAGCCUGCUACCAAUAACAAGUUUAUCCCCCAGAUUGUGGAGAUCUGCUGCGGGUUGGUGGAAGACAUGGGGCUUGAGUAUACAGGGAUCUACAGAGUGCCAGGAAACAAUGCCGUAGUGUCCAUUCUGCAGGAACAGCUCAAUAAAGGAGUUGACAUCAACACUGCUGAGGAGAAAUGGCAGGACCUUAAUGUGGUCAGCAGCCUGCUGAAGUCCUUUUUUCGUAAACUUCCAGAACCCCUCUUCACAGAUGACAAAUACAUUGACUUUAUUGAGGCCAAUCGUAUGGUGAAUGCCAGUGAUAGACUUAGGGCAAUGAAGAAACUGAUCCAUGAUCUACCAGAUCAUUACUUCCACACUUUAAAGUUUCUAGUCGGACACCUAAAGACUGUGGCAGACCACUCUGAUAAGAACAAGAUGGAGCCACGUAAUUUGGCGCUGGUGUUUGGCCCUACUCUUGUCCGGACCUCAGAAGACAACAUGACAGACAUGGUCACCCACAUGCCUGACCGCUACAAGAUUGUGGAGACACUCAUUCAACAUUAUGUCUGGUUUUUUAGUGAAGAACAUGAAAAGGAUGAAAAGACGCCAGUGGACACAGAGGAUGUUCAACCUGCCCCCAAUAUAGAUCACCUCCUCUCUAACAUUGGCCGGACAGGCUUGCUAGGGGAAGCGUCAGACUCAGCCAACAGUGAUUCUGCAAAAUCUAAGGAGUCAUGGGGUUCAAAACGUGACUUUACUGCCAAAGAUAUCCUGACAUUGUCCAUUAUGUCGGCUGUGACCUGGAAACGCAGAAAACGGCAUAACGCCCGCCUCCUGGGCAGCAGCACAGAUGACGACUCUGAGCAUGAGCUCAUUAAAUCUUGUCCCUGCGAAAAAGACGACUUGCAAGAGAUGGGGCAAGUGGCAUCCUUCUGUGCCCCACGAGCAGAGGAAGAGGAGGAUGUGGAAGAAGAAGAGGAGGAGGAAGCAGAGGAGGAGGGAGAAAGACAGACAACACAAGAGCAGAAAGAGGAAGUAGUUCCCAGCAUAUCCUCCAUGGAGGAAGCUCCACCAGUCGUGCUGCUAGAAGAGGAAGAAGAGCAAAGUUCAGAAGUGAAGGGUCACAGUUGGCGAGGAGAUGAUGCACGUUCCAUUGUGUCAGGGUACUCGACUCUGUCCACGCUAGGACGGAGCUUAGUAUCAGAGGGGCGGGGCGAAGAUGCAGAUGAUGAGCACAGUGAACUGGUGAGUGAAACCGAUAAUGAAAGUGGCUUCGCCUCAAGCUCCCUCACCCAGGAACGGCCGGAGAAAACAGCUUGUUCCACUCAAAACUCCAAGACGUCACCUGAAGCGCCACGCAGCUUUCUCUAUUCGCACUGCAAAUCACCCUCUGCUACCUCUGGCUCCACCCCUGCUCCACCUCCUUCUUCGACCCACAUUAACCCUUACCCAGAAGACAGAACUUCUAAUGGAGCAGUACACUCAUCCACUCCCUCUAGCUCCCCUUACACAUCAUCUGCUUCCCAGCGCCUCCACGGCCGCAACUCCUUUAACUCACACCGCCUCAUGCAGUGUGACACCCUCGCCCGACACCGGCUAAAGGGAGACAAAGCCAAAGUGCCCUCUGUGGACCUCUCAGAACUUUACAGCUCCUCCAUCAUGGAAGGUGAGCAGCGACCCAGUCUGACUCAGAUGCAGGGCUCCAUCCCUGAGUCCUCUCCAUCAACUUCUUCAAGUUCCAAAUCCUUCAAAGGGGUUAGCGCGAGAAAUGAGUGUGCUCCAACAUCUGCAGCUGUGUCUGGAAGUAAGAGCUGCUCUUUGUCUCCUAGGCAGGGUUCCCUGGCAGAUCAGGUACAGGCUCGAUUGCUGGGCUCAGCCAAUGACUUGCGCAGCAUUGGCCUGAGGAAGCAGCUCUCGCCAGAAACACGUAGAAAGAGACGUGCAUGGAGGAGGCACACCGUGGUGGUCUCACCCACAGAUUGUUCUGACAAGAAAGCUGCCCUUGCUGCUGCUCACUCUACUAGCAACAAAAACCUCCCAAUGCUAUCCCCCAAACCACUAGCUUCCCCUGCUGAAAGUCGAGACCUUAGAGAGUCCCACCCCAAGAGCUCAGAGACCAAAGCCCUUACUGCACGUCGGGCCCCACCUACCUCUCGCUUCCGUGAUUUCUUGUAACAAUGUAAAAUGACUGUGUACAGGCUAGUGAACCAAGAGAGCUGGAUUUGGGCUUUGUUGUAGCUGUGUCCUCAAAGUAUGUUCCACCAGCUCAGUGUUUCUCAGUCCUAGUCCUGGAGAAUCCCAACAAUGCACUUUUGCAUGGAUCCCUUUUUAUCCCACCUGAUUCAACUCAUCAGCACAUAAGUAGAGGUUCCAUGACCUCAGUUUGGUGUUUCAAUAAAGGUUGGGUGUGUCAAUUAGGGUUCUUCAGGACCAGGAUUAUAUAAAUAGUCUCACUCUGUUUUCUCUGAAUCUCAGCCAAACGGUCAUAGUCUAAAGAUACCCCAUUUCAGUUUUGACAAAAUGUGUAGUUACUGACUUUUGCCUUUGCCAUCUAAUAUAGUAUCCAGCUGUAUCAGGAAGUGGAUCACAUGUGCUCCAUUGUCAGUGCUCACAUUGGUAGUCGCAUUAAAUUUGUUGCAUUGCCAAUGGUCAUGGUCACUCAUGUUACCUCAAAUCGCCAACUCUUAUUGAAAUUGAGUGACUUACAGUCACUUUGUCAUCACUUUAUAGCUGUCAGUGUGAAUUCUCUGCUAAGUUGGAGUGUGAGAAUACAAACUAUGGUUACUCAAGAUUUAUUUAAGCAUUGAUUGGUCAAAGUCACCUGCAUGGCAGAGGGGCUUUUCAGUGUUGCCAAAGUUUUCUUUGCUUUUCUUCUUCCUUUGCUUGGCCAGUCACAUGACAUCAUUUUGUUCUUUAUGUUACUGUCAAGACACUUGCGACUCAUGUCAUGGAGUGCUUUUUUUUUUUUUUUUUUAAA
Messenger RNA from Myxocyprinus asiaticus (Chinese sucker), 6622 nucleotides. Its product is annotated as rho GTPase-activating protein 23-like. Lineage: Eukaryota; Metazoa; Chordata; Actinopteri; Cypriniformes; Catostomidae. Bases 190 to 5820 code for a protein of 1876 amino acids. Gene Ontology annotation, biological process: signal transduction. The record is from RefSeq and is a predicted model, not a curated record. Gene Ontology annotation, molecular function: protein binding. The transcript has 23 exons.